AUGUUUAAAUUGAAAAAUUGGUUAUUUAAUAUUGAUUUAACUUUGAACGCAAUUUAUAUAACUGAAUGUUAUAGAACAAAUAUAGGUGGACCAGGUAGCGGAAUGAUACCAAAGGGAGUUGGUGCUCCUCCGCCACCUGGAAUGGAUAAUCGUCGUGGAAAAUUGAUGUGUAUCAAAGUUCGCAUGCUUGACGAUUCUGUUGGUGUAUUUCAUUUAGGGCAUAAAGCACUUGGACAGGCAUUAUUCGAUGAAGUAUGCCGUCAUUUAAAUUUACUGGAAUGUGAUUAUUUCAGUCUUGAAUUUACCGACUGCUACGGCAAUCGUUGUUGGUUAGACAAAGAUAAGCCUAUCUUACGACAAAUUACCACAACUCGUAGCGAUGCUCGUUUCUAUUUCAUCGUUAAAUUUUACACACCAAAUCCAGCGGAUCUCGUUGAAGAAUAUACGAGGUAUUUAUUUGCCUUACAAAUUAAACGCGAUCUUGCAAUGGGUGAAUUAUUAUGUAAUGAGAAUACGGCUGCCCUUCUGGCUUCAUAUAUUGUCCAGUCGGAUUGUGGUGAUUUUGCAGCUGAAGACUAUCCGGAUGAUAGUUAUUUGUCAAGUGCACGAUUUAUGCCAAACCAAAGUACCGAAUUCCAGCGAAAAGUUAUGGAAAAUCAUAUGAAAUUGAUUGGUAUGAGUCCCGGUGAAAGUGAUUUGACUCUUCUUGAAACGGCACGACGUUGUGAUUAUUAUGGUGUGAAGUUGCAUGCUGCUAAAGAUGUGGAAGGCACCGAAAUAAGCCUAACAAUAGCUCAUAUGGGUAUUCGUGUAUUUCAUCAGCUUCAAUGUGUUUCUACAUUUUCUUGGGCUAAAAUCCGGAAGCUAUCAUUUAAACGUCGCAAAUUGCUGAUAAAGCUACAUCCAGAAAGUCACCAAUAUUAUAAAGAAACGAUUGAAUUUUUAUUUGAAAGUAGAAAUGAGUGCAAAAAUUUCUGGAAGAAAUGCGUUGAACAUCAUACAUUCUUUCGUUGUAUUGAAGUAUUACCAAUGAAAAAAGCUCGCGAAGGUCGUUUUUUCAGUAAAGGCUCCGCUUUUAGAUAUCAAGGUAGAACUCAAAAGCAAUUAAUUGAUUAUAUUCGAGAACAUAGAAAACGACGUGAACCAUUUACUAGGCCAAUUAAGUCAGGCCUUUCCUCAUCAUCUAAUGGUCGACUAUCACGACCAGCAUUCUUUGACAUCAAUCAUCCUGCUUAUGCAACAGUGAGCGAAAGGUCAGUGAAUCUGAUUGGUUCUGGAACGUUACCUUCUCGAAAUGUGCCAGUUUAUUGCAUGAAUGGAGAACGAUCGAUGAAUCAUGGUACACAUAUAAAUAGUCAGAGUCGUGGUCAAGGUGUAAGUCACCAACCAAUGAGAACAGGUACGAUGAGUUACUUCCCCGGUGAGAUAACUCUGAGUAGCUAUGGUACCACUACCAAUACUCGUAAUCAUCGCCAUCGAAAUUCGCAGAACUAUCCGAAUAACAGUAAUGCUGCGGCGGUGAAUGGUGAACGAAUGUGUCUGAGUGAUAUGGAAAGUAAUGAUGUAUGUUCAUUGGCUGGUGGUGGUAGUACGAUGAAUUCGCGGUAUAGACAGCAGCAUUCUGAUUUUAAACCCAUUAUUAAAUCUGUAAAAGCAGGAGCAAUAGCAGCAACUGAUAAUACUAAUAUUGGUGAUACAUCAGAUAAUGAUGCUAUCACAUCUGUAUCGUUGCCAAAUGUACUCGGUGAUGAUGAUGUACAAAUUGUUUGUCGUGAAUUUGAUCUUAAAUGUGAAUGUCCACCUAAAUCUGCAUCUGGUGACAAUUUCCUAGAACUGCAUCAAUCAUCACGUGAUGAUGAUAACAUCAGUGAAGGCUCCUAUAAAUUAUCCGAUAAUGAACUACGAUCAGCACAUUCCGAUAUUCAACCUGUCCCAAUGAAUUCUGUUUAUGCUACCACUUUCACGGCUAAACGUGUUGGUAAUGUGAUUGUUAAGAAAGUUGUUUCAAAUGCUCGUUCUACACCUAACAAUACCGAUGAUGAAGAUCCAUAUGCCGAAAGGCGAUUAGAUAGUGGUAGAAGGAAAAUGGAGACAGGACGAUUGGAUAAUACUAGAAAAUGGAAAAAGGAAAAUGGAGAUAUAAAACGAGAAAUUUCAAGACAGGUUUAUCGGCAAGAACCUUCUAAAAACAGUCAGAUUGAAAGUGAUUCGCAACGACGACUCUACACUGAAAGGAAGCAUCCAUCGUCGGCUCCAGCUUCAUACGCAGAAUAUCCGUCACAUCAAAAAUUAGUACCAAUCGAGAUUGAUGGUCCAAAUGUCGAUUUGGAUGAGCAUAGGAAACUGAAUAAUAGGAAGGAAAUUAAUAGGGUGUCAAAGAUACAUGGUGCCACUACAUCACAGAUUCCAAUUCGUGCACCUAUUGCAAAAGAUGAAUCAGAUCAUUGGCCAAUAAACAUUGAAUCUCAACCUUCUGCCUUACGUACCAAGGUAGUGCAACCAAAUCAUUCGAAAAUUGUAUAUACAUCUAAAGGCACCAUCUUACAGAGGCCAAAAAUAAUCCCAGAUGAAGAUGACAAAAGCGCUAGUGAGAACAUUUGCAGUGAUGUUAGUUUAACUCAUACCUCAGAUACUGGUCAAACUGAUAUGAUAAUGGCUCAAUCCCAAAAAGCUUCUAAAACUUAUGGUGCGAUUGGACCUUUGCCAGGUAAAGUUAUAACUAAGGAAAAUUUGGUAAUCACACCAGAAGGUUAUCGAGAACGAAAACCGAAACCGGCGGUGCCUCCGAAGCCAAACAAUCUUGCUUGCACUUCAGAAACCAAAUUUACAGAAUCAGGUUCAGUCUUAGGUGUACCGGAAGCAAAAUCAAGUCAUCCAGUAAUAAAUCUUCAAAAAGAAGGAACUCUUUCAUCUUGUACAAUACCAUCAAGCUCGUGUGAAUUGAAUCGUCCAACAUUGAUUUCGGUGCAAAGUGAAGAUUAUCCCGAAAUUCAGAAAUGCCAUCUCUUCAACAGCGAUAUUCCAUAUGUACUUACAAUGCGUAAUAUAUCUACUGAAGCUGAAGGCUCAUUUUCAACUUUUAAAGAUACUAGUAGUAAGAGUACGAUUUCAGAAGCUUUGGCUAGCACUAUUGAGAAAGGCAGUUUGCAGAGGUCAUUAUCAGGCUCACGUAGUCCGGAUAGCUUGAGGAGAAGAUCCCUCGAUUUGGUACCCAAAAAACGACUGCCUUCACCAGGUAAUUUCUCUUCUCAAGAUCAUUCUUUAUCAUCUUCUACACCGGAAUCUGGUGAUGUCUUGGAAUAUUUGCUACGAAGACGAAAUGUUGAGAAGUCUGCAAUUGCAAAACGUGGACGUCGCAGCGAUCCACGUCGACAAACUCAACCUGUUCGUUUUAACAUUCCACUCAGUGGGGAAAAUGAACGACAACAGAUUGGUGCAAUAUCACAACCUAAUUUAAAUGAUAACGAUGAGGAAAUGAUAUGUAUUAUGGAAAAUGAUGAAAGGCAUGAACGAAUGGAGAAAGAUUUGAAAGAGAAUGACCGAAUCUACACAAAUGUAAAUAUCGUUUCUGAUUUUAAAACUGAAAUAGAACAAUCUUUGAAAACUCAGAAGGAGAAUGAGGGACAUUCAGGAAAUAACGGAAUAGCUAUCAUUGGAAAUGAACUGAUGAAUUCAAUCAAUGCGGAUGAUUUUCCACCACCACCACCGCCACCUCUUCCUCCACCAUUACCGAUUGUUAUGAAGCAAUCGGCAAAUUCGUUAGUACCACACUCAAUCAUCGAAGGAAGCAUGCAAGAAAAUAUGGAAACAUUACCAUAUGCCGAUGAAUCAACCUCUUCUCGAGCAUCUUGCGCUUCCAAGGAUGAAAUUACCGAUAAAAUUUCAUCAGCACAAUCAUCAACUCUAAAAACACCUACCGGUAUCCUAUGGACUGAUUUUUAG
This is a messenger RNA of Cercopithifilaria johnstoni, 3942 nucleotides long. The record is from the annotation of a GenBank genome assembly. NCBI's taxonomy places the organism in Eukaryota, Metazoa, Nematoda, Chromadorea, Rhabditida, Onchocercidae.